Molecule: messenger RNA, 3875 nt
Organism: Centruroides sculpturatus (bark scorpion)
Lineage: Eukaryota; Metazoa; Arthropoda; Arachnida; Scorpiones; Buthidae
Product: BTB/POZ domain-containing protein 7-like
Exons: 8
Coding region: 215-2785 (856 amino acids)
Biological process (GO): morphogenesis of a branching epithelium
Molecular function (GO): protein binding
Source: RefSeq, a predicted model, not a curated record
UGCAUUGUCCGCGAAUGUUUCGAUCCGACAUCCAUGUUAGUUUUGUGUUUGUUGUUGUCUUUCAAAUCAUUUUUACAUUUGUUUCAUUUCCAAACUUUCCAGAAUUGUUAUAAAUUAUAUUAGAAAACAUGAAAAACUAGAUAUGUGUCAGUCGUAUUUUUAACAAAAAAAAUAUAUAUAUAUAAAAAAAUAAAAAUAAAAAUUAUCGCGGUGAAUGACGAUUUUGAAUUGUCUUAUAGUAAAUUUUUAUAAAUCAAGAGAUUCACUAUGGGGAACAGAUAUUAAGAAGUACUCAUGGAUGGAUACAUACCUAGCAAGUGAUAAUUUAUAUUAUGCGAUGGGGGUUAGUACAUCAUCUUUCCCAUCAACCAUUUCUGUUCAGCAAUCUGAACAAGAUACAUAUAAUCAAGCUUCCCAAACUCAGAAUGCUUGUGGUAUAUUUUCUUCAACUUCAAUGGACCAAUUUAGUAAAGAGAAGAAAAGAAAAGGAACAACUUUAUCAACACUUCGCAAAAGACUCACGAGAAGAAGAAGAACAAGUAAAAGUUAUGAUCAUGGACAAAUAUUUAGAGAAUUUCUGAGCAGUUGGCCUCCACGAGAUAUAAUUGCUCUUGUAGAAGAAUAUGAAGCAACAGCAUCAUUGAAAGAACUUUCUAAUCAGGCUGAAAUUGCAAGACCAAUAACAAAUAGUUGCAAACAGGACCUUGGAGAGUUAUUCCAGUACAAAUAUUGCUCUGAUAUUAAUCUUAUUUACCAAGGAACAGUUUUUGCAGUUCAUCGUGCAAUUUUAGCUGCAAGGUGCCCAUUUUUUCGUGAGCUGCUCAAUAGUUUAUCUUCAAUAUGUACAGAAGUAGCUGUUGAUAUUGACAUUGCAGGAGUAAGUGUUGAAAUGUUCAAUGAACUUUUGAGGUAUCUUUACACAGGUGAAUUAUCUGUUGCUCCAACAUAUGAAGGAAAUUUGAGUGUUCUUUUUCAGUUAAGUGAGCAAUUUGGUAUACCUAAUCCUUUAGAAGAAGAUUUAAGGUAUCUUCUUGAAACAGGGAUUUAUAGUGAUGUUUCAAUUGCAUUUACAUCAGAAAUGGUGAGCUUUAACUGUGGUGCAACAUCAUAUUUAUGUGAUCAUUCCAGCUUAGAUAAUACUGAUAAAUCUUGUAAAAUAUGUGUUAGGGAAGCAGAAUUUUGGUGUCACAGAGCAAUUUUAUCAGCUCGAUCUUCAUUUUUUCGAAAUGUGAUUCGCCGAAGACAGAGAUCUAAAGAUAUGAAUGAUAUGCAACAAGCAAGAAUAAUUCUAGAUGAAGCAAUCAUUCCUCGUCGUUAUGCACAGAUUUUGAUCCAAGCACUUUAUCAAGAUACAUUAGAUCUUGGAUCACUUUUAAUGGCAGCUUCAAAACGAGGAAAUUUACCUGAGAUUCAUUUACAAAGGAUCUUAAUAGAAGAAGCAAUGCAAUUAUGUGAAGUAGCUCGAUUUAUAGAAAUGGAAUCUUUAGUACAGUAUUGUGAAGAUUUUAUUGCUGAAUCAAUUACACUGGAAACACUUGUGCCUGUUUUACAAUGGAGUGAACAACCACAUGGUUCUCCUUGGGUUUAUCGACAAGCUUUAAAUUUUAUUCGUGAAGAAUUCAGUUCUGUAGCUGCUUCACCAACAUUAUUUCAGUUGGAAAGAAAUCAUUUAUUAGAAGUUGUAAAAUCUGAUUUUUUACAAGCAAGUGAACUUGAAAUUCUGCAAGCUGUUUUGAAAUGGGGUGAACAGCAACUUUGUAAAAGAGUGGAGGAGAGAGAACCAAAUAUAGUCAGUCAUACAGCUCAUAGUGUAAGUAGAAGGGGUCUUCGUAAAAGAGAUCUAAGUGAUCUAGAACUGAGAGAAUUACUUUCUGAUCUUCUUUGUCAUGUACGUAUAGACCAUAUUUUACCACCAGAUAGUGAAUUGUUAAUGUCUACUAUUAAAAGAGGACUUAUUAGUACUCCACCUUCAUUUAUGUUGGGAGAUGAUUUCUGUAUUGAUCACAAUUCAUGUAUGAGAACACAUACAUGGAUCAGGAGUCGAGGUAGUCGAGGUCUUUAUGUUCGACCCAGAUUAUUUACUCCCUAUGUGGAAGAAGCAAAGGCUUGGCUAGAAGAACAGUUAGGACAAGAAGCAGAAGUUGGACGUCGCAGAGUUUGGCCCAUUUCUCACAUUCCUGAUACAUUAUAUAUGGUAGAAAAACCUCUUGCACUUCAAGAGGGGUUUGUACCUUUUGGUCAUCUCUGUUCAACUGUAGCUCGUGAACAUAUAAAAGAAAUAUUAAUAGAUGACUGUACACUGAAAAUGAUGAAGAAACGUGAAGAAGAGCUUCAACAACAUCAAAUUGCACAGAAAGCUUUUUCUUUAGUUUCAAAUCAUUGUGAUGUGAUGAAACAAAUUCAGUUGCGUGUAGUAAGAGAAUUUGGAUUUCCUGAUGUAACAUUUCAUGUGUUGCAUCAUGCUCCACCACCACAAGCUAUUGAAAUGCCAGCAAUUGCUACGGGGAUAUCUCUUCAAAAAUCUGCCUAUAGCUUUGAUCAUGGAUAUUUAUAUGGUUAUAAUAGAGGUGAAGGCAGACAAUCUGUACAUAAACAAAAAGCAGGAGAGAUUGAUGAUUGCAAUCAACAAAUAACUCAGAUUUCUUCAGCAAGUUGUUGUAUAGAUCAUCAGUUAAAUGAAGUCAUUCCAGAUAUUGCAAUGGCAACUACAUUAAUGGAACAACUGCAAACUUCUGAGCCUGAGACUACCAAAGAUAAUGGAAGUUACUCUUUACCUGUUUUCUGAUAAAAUCAGUGGUAUAAGUAAAUGUGAAUGCUAAUUGACAUCUGUGAUGUGUUUCUGACGUUGGAAAAUAUUGUCAUUUAUCAGUGAUGAAACUGUAUGUGAGAUAAAUUAUUUGAACAGAAUUUUUGGAAUUUCAUGAGGUUAAGCAUUUAUAUUGUGAUUUUUGUAUGAUGAAUUAUUUUGUAAUAGUUUGAAUUUUUUUAUUAAUUUAUUAUUUGGGUGAAUUUAUUGUUUAAAUAUGUACAGUUUAUAUGUUAUAAGAGAUAAAGCAAACCACAUUCUUUCAUUUAUUUUGUUUAAAUCUUAAAUAUCUUUUUAUUAUUUCAGUUACCAAAGUUAUAUAUUUGGUAAAGGUAUAAUAUGUCUGACAGAUUCUUCAGUUUCAUUUCCGUAAAGGAUACAGUGAUAUUAAAAAAGAUAUCUGAGAGAAAGCGAAAUACAGAGUACUUAAGUUUUUUGCAGAAAAUUGAUAAAUUUAGAUUUAAUACAUAAUGCCAAUUGACUUUCAUACAGAAAUCAUUGCUGAGAUAAAAUACACACAUACACAUACAAACACACCCAUACAUACACACAUAUACACCCAUACACACACAAACACAUACAUAUAAAUAUAUAUAAAAAUAUAUAUAUAGCAGGUCUAUUCUGAUAUACAUUACAUUGAAGAGGCAAAGUAGCUUUCUAAAGAAGAAAAAAAUAUAUAGUUUUUUUUCUACCAUUUUUGUAAAAGAAUAUUGAUUAUCCCAGGUCCAAAUAAUAUCAAACCAUGGUAUUUUCGUAGCAAUUGCAUUUAUAAGUUUCCAGCAUGUAACUGUUUAAUUUUUUAUAAUUGUUAGUCCUGUAUUUUUGAUGGUGGACCAUAUUUUUGUUACAAAAUGUGUUACAUGACUACAUACAUAAUUCAUACAACAGAAUCCAUUUCCUUCUGUUGUGCUGGAUUCAGCUUGUUACAUGACCAAUCUUUCAAAUAGCUUGCUACUUGUAUAUUUCAUGUCAUAAUAUUACAGAUUUGUUUUUAAGUAAUUUCAUUAGGAUCUGAUGGUCAAGUGUGAUUGUAAAUGUAAAUAAAUAAUUGUUGUUAAUGCUAAAAAAA